Molecule: messenger RNA, 1851 nt
Organism: Zingiber officinale
Lineage: Eukaryota; Viridiplantae; Streptophyta; Magnoliopsida; Zingiberales; Zingiberaceae
Product: calcium/calmodulin-regulated receptor-like kinase 1
Exons: 8
Coding region: 284-1585 (433 amino acids)
Biological process (GO): protein phosphorylation
Molecular function (GO): protein kinase activity; ATP binding
Source: RefSeq, a predicted model, not a curated record
CACAAGAACGCGCGCUCGGAAUCUCGCACAUCUCAACUGCCACACUCUGCUCUCCCAAUGCCAACAAUUCAUCUUCUUUUCUUCUCCAUCGUCUCCUUCUUGCAACCUACGCUCUCUUAUUCUCUACCCACCGUCAUAUCCACAGAAUAGAUGCUUCUUCCUCUUCCUUAUUCUUCUUCUCAGGCGAAUCCACUGAUCUCCGGUUGCUAGCCUAGUAUUAUUGAGCUUAUUCCCCUUUCCAUGGCCCGGUUGGUGGCUAGAUCAAAAGCGCGGUGAAGCAGAGAUGAGGGGAGUAUCGUGGGGGAUCAUCGUCGGUGCGACCAUCGGGCUGGUUUCCGGGGCUCUCUUGGCCGUGGCGGCGCUCCUCUGCGUCCGGUUCCAGAAGAAGCGGGCCCGGCUUCGGAACAGCAGCUCCCUGAGGGCAGCCACCGCGCCCAUGCGCACCAACGGCGUGGAUGCCUGCGCGGAGCCCUCGGACGCUUCCACCGUGGGCCAGGAGUCCCCCGUCCGCCGUGAGGCCAAUGCGCGUGGCUUGUCCUUUUGGGUGGAGGAGUCCCGGAGGCGAAAUCCUGUGUCGUUUUCUGGCGUACUCAAAUAUCUUUACAAGGAUCUGCAAAAGGCAACCUGUAAUUUUACCACUUUGAUCGGUCAAGGAGCAUUUGGUCCUGUUUAUACAGCACAGAUGGCUACUGGGGAGAUAGUUGCUGUUAAGGUUCUGGCCUCCAAUUCUAAACAAGGAGAGAGAGAAUUCCAAAGCGAGGUAUUGCUUCUCGGAAGAUUACACCACAGAAAUCUUGUGAAUUUGGUUGGAUAUUGUGCCGAAAAGGGUCAAUAUAUGCUAGUAUAUGUGUACAUGAGUAAUGGCAGCCUUGCUUCUCAUUUGUACGGUGAAAAGCAUGAGCCAUUGAGCUGGGAUUCGAGGGUCAAUAUAGCUCUAGAUGUUGCGAGGGGCUUGGAGUAUCUUCACGAUGGUGCUAUUCCACCUGUGGUGCAUCGUGAUAUAAAGUCUGCCAACAUAUUAUUGGACCACUCUAUGGUGGCUAGGGUUGCUGAUUUCGGGCUGUCACGAGAAGAAAUAGUCAGUCAACAUGGGUCUAUUAUAAGGGGAACCUUUGGCUACCUUGAUCCCGAGUAUGUAUCAUCAAGGUCAUAUACCAAAAAAAGUGAUGUUUAUAGCUUUGGAGUAUUGCUUUUUGAGUUAAUCGCAGGCCGGAACCCACAGCAAGGUCUAAUGGAGUAUGUGGAACUUGCUGCAAUGGAUGCUGGAGGAAGAGAUGGAUGGGAGGAGAUUGCAGAUUCAAGACUACAUGGGGAUUUUGAUGUAAGAGAGCUCAAUGAUAUUGCUUCUCUUGCAUACAAAUGCACCAGCAGAAUAUCAAGGAAGAGACCAUCCAUGAGAGACAUGGUUCAAUCUCUGUCGAAGAUCAUAAAUGCCAGAAAUAGUCGAAUACGUCGUAGUAGAAGAUCCUUCCCUACUGCAGUUGAAGCUUCGAUAGAUAUUGAGACAUCGGAGUACCAGAGUUCACAAUCUGAACACCAGAGAGAGGAGUCCCUUGACAGUUUAUCGGAUUUCCCAGAAGUUUGACAUAUUUCAAUGAGUGAAUAUGGACCAAUUUUUUUUUUUUCUGCCUAAAUCUCAUUUCCUGUUCUUUUGUUGAUUAUUAUGUUAUGUGAAGCAUGCUGAAGUAGCGGAUGAUAUAUGUGAUGCUAAUGGUCUUUUUUUUUGUAGCGAAAAAGAACUUCCAAUUGAUUUCUGCAUUCAGAAUAUUGGAACUGUUCUUAUGUAAAUGCAUUUGGCAUAGCCAAAACAAAUUCAACGUUCUAAAACAAUUGUGUUUCAUUGAUUGCAAA